UGUAAGUCUCAGUGUAGUUCACAGUAUCGCAAAGAUCAGUGAGUGUCUUGUUAAAAGGCUCAAGUUACACAGAGCUCGAGCUUCCUACUAGUUUGUGACAGCAAGCGAAACUUAGUCCUCGAAUUUAGCGAAAAUGUCUCCCAGUGGGCACUCUCACGAUCAUAGUGGGCACGCGCAUGGGGAUAUGAACGAACAUUCUACCAUGGCAUCUCAUGGAGAAGCUGGUCAGAUGCACCACAACAUGGAGGGGGGGCAUGCGGUAAGAGAGCUAUCGAGUUUACUUGCUUCCGACUAGAAAUACCGGAGUACUGUUUUUAUGAGGAAAAGAGUAACGUUGCUAAUAUAGUCCACACACGGUACCCCAACAGGGGCAAAGAUAAAAACCGCACUGAUCCACAGCAUGAAAGCGUAUUUGCCAUCGUAGCACCGAGAAGGCAUUUUGGCCUGCAUUCUGUACUCAAUAAGUAUGACCUAAACCAUCAGAAGAUAAACUAAACGUUUACUCGUUUAUGCAAUCUACACACUGAGUUUGUUAUUGAUUCGUGUGAGAAAAGUUUCGAAUUUUCAAGGAUAGCCUUUUUUUUCGAAAUUUCGAAAAGCAGAGCAUACAAUGCACUUAGAUCGCUACUUCCACUAAACAGCCAACAUUAGACUGUCAUUUCAUUUUUUUUUAUCACUUUUUAAAUCAUUCGGGUAUGAAAAUUUGCUAGAAUAUUUAUCGCCAUUAGGAAUGGCUAAGUACUUUUUUAUUAUUUGUGAGAUCAUUUAAAUUAUCCAUGAUCAAAAAGAAAGUUUUAAAAACAAUUGAACAAGCAGUCACGCCAUUGCAAACAAGAUGGGUUGUUUAAGGCUCUCUUUGAGGGAGUACUUUUUGAUAAUAACCACAUUCUUUCACGUGCUAUCUGUGUCAUCUAUAGGUUUAUUAUUCUUGUGAUUUAUAUGUUCUCUUUGCACGCAACAGUAUUAACUAUCAAUUAACUUAGUCGACAAAUUCAUCCCUAAUUGACCUUAUCUUCGACCAACGUACAGCUGUGAUCUAAAUAAUACAGUCGAAAGACACCCCCACAGAAAAAUGAGGUUUUUUUGGCAGGGGACUCAAGGACUUAAAAGCCAGUAUACUGUUUUGUUUUUGUGACAUGAACCGGAAUUGCAGCUGGAAAUGAACCUGGAAUAAAUCGAUGACGCAAUUUGAAAACAAAGGCGAUUACUGAACCAUUGAUUAUAAUUAAGGAUAAAUAUAGAUGAUAUUUAAUGUGCAUUCCUCCGUGCGAAUCUUAUAGCACGAAAAGAACUGAAAUGUUGUAAUCUAAAAAAACUUGCCUGUCUUUUAAAACAACUUGGAAACAAAGUAAAAAACUCUACAGAUAAAUAACACAAAAUAUAAGGACGUUUUGAUUCAGAAUAAGAAAAAUUUUGAGAAAACUAUUUUUCUUAAAAAAUAUAUAGCUCUUUAACAACAGUUGAUAUACAUUAUCGUUUGUUUGUUUGUUGGAUAGGGCUAUAUAACCCCUACUUGUAACAUCAUUUCCGGGCAAUGAUUCUGCGAGUUUGUUUUAUGUCACUGAGCCAAAACGUCCAACAUUGACCUAUAAAAAUUGCCCUCAUAUCACCAUUAGUCACGUCAGAGUGAAUCGUAAGGAGGUUUUGCUCUACUUUCACUGAGUUUCUUGUUGCUCUGUUUUUUAGUAUCCUCCGUCAGUGCUUUUCAGUGAUUUUUCACCUGUCUACAAACGGUAUUUCAAAGACGGCUUGGUAAAUUUCUUUGUUGUGUUAAUAUUGACCUACCGGAUGAAAGUAAAAGGAUCUCGUUUAUCAAGUAUAUCAGUAUUUGUCGGUCUUCACGGUCAUACAUAAUAUCGAUGACGUAUCCGAAACAUACAAGAGAACCAAGACACCAAGAGAGAAGGAGUGAAAUAAAGAGAGAAAAAAAUUAUUUUAUUUAAACACGUGGGUUUUAAAGACAAUACAGCUUAUGAGACCGAGUAAAAAAUGUUAAUAGGAUAAUAAAAAUUAAAAAAUACACUUAAAACGAUAAAAAUACACUAUUAUUAAUAUAUAAACUAAAAAUAUGAAUAAAAGAUUUGAAUAGGAUCAAUAAAAGACGAAAUCACUCUCAAUUUGGAGACCCAUUUGCGGUCUUCAUUAACGUUCAAGCCUGAGACGAACAAAACGCUGAAAAAUGAGGUCUAGAUAUAGGAGACUUAACGAUAAACAGUAUCGAGCGAGCCUUAUCUUCGACUUUUAAUUUCCAGUAUUAGGCAAAAAAAACUGUCAUCGCAUCGAAAAAAGGGUAAUAAAAAAGUUGUAUGAACAGAAAUAUUGACUAAAGUGGUGGAUGAGAUUAUUAUAGUAAGCUCAGAUUAGUUCGCAUAACAUUGGACCUGGUUCCUCAAAAGUUGUUAAGCCAAAUUGCAGAGAAUCAUGAUGUAAAAUGAAACUAACGAAAGAAUCCAUAAGUUCAGUUCUUGUCUAUGAAAAUGUAACUGAACCGUUGAGCUUUCGCUCCGAGUUCACGAUAACGCCUCAGAAAGGUACUCUGGAUCAAUCAAAAGGACAGUAAAUACAAUCCUGUGUAAAAAUUUUAAUUCGAGAUUAGCCCUGAUAACUUUUCGCAUCUUCUCAGGAAAUGGGCUGACAAUAGUAAUGUUGUAAUGGUAAUCGGACUGGGUGGAGUCCGAGUGAACAAUGCGGGAGACCACGAUUUACAAACAGAAUUAGAAACCGCUAUGCCACUGAACUAAGACUCCAGCUAAUGUCACUAUAAAUGUACAAAAAUAGCAAGGAGUCUUUGUCAAGACUUAAGAGCAAACGACAUAACUUAUACGAUGACUAGUGCUGUCCAAAUACAUUGCGCGUACUAAUAGCCAAUCCUGUUGAAGAAAUCUGUCGUAACUUCAAUGAACAUGUUGUGGAAAAGUUGGAAAUUGGGCCAAUACGUUAGCUUACGUGUCAGCCGCACCCUCCCGCCUCUCUUCGUUUUUCCUUUGUCUGGCGGGGGGGAGGGUGCGGCUACACGUAGGCUAUCAAUACGUCAAACGAAAGAAGCAUGCAAAAGCUAAGCAAAAUAUUUUAAAGCUAAGGUUUUAAUUCUGAAUGGUGAAAUUUUUAAGAUAUGACCGAUAUACUGUUACUUUACCAAAAAAAGCUUUAAAUGUUUGAAAACAGAAGCUGGUGUUAUUGUCGGCACCACUCUUCAGCAGUAUUCAACGUAUGUAGUGUGUGUAGUAUUUGUAGAAAAAUUCCCAGCGAUGCUUGCGCCCCCUGUCUACAUACAAAACAGACAGCGACGAUAGCGACAGGCAAAACUAGGGAAUGAAUCGGGAGUUCCUUUUUCAAAAAAGGUCCUACACUAAAACAGCUAGUUAGACUUGUGUAGCGGAAGAAUUAGAAUACCCUAUAAAAAGAAGAGAAUUCCCACAAGAGAGUUGUUUUGUAGCAACUACGCGAUGUGAGGAGCUUGGUAAUUUUCUGAGGCCUCUUCAGUUGGUCUUGAUUCAUUACUUAAGGAACGUCAGGGGCACCCAGCGAUGGUUUCCUCCUAAAUGCAUUGUAAAGACGUUUUAGGCCAUCCAGAGUACUCUUAGAUCUCUAGAAAUGCAUUCUAAGCGGCGCUAUAAAAUUUGUAUCCGUUCAGUCAUCCCAGGGGAACUUGAGGCUUUUCGAACUUACAAGGGCUUCAGUGUUAUUUUCCCGAAACUUUUUACGAAAGUGAGAAUAAUUCUUAUUCCUCUCUCCAUGAAAAUUUUUAAUCCGACAAUUUUAGAUUUUAUUUUCUACGAAAAUUAGCCUAACAUAAGGAGUAAAAUAUGAAAAAUUGAACUUCAGAAAAUCGUAGGGAAUUUUUUAGGUAAGCUCCGAAAAUUGUACCUGAAUGGAACGCUCAUCUAGAAAUUUUCAGCCGUAUUCAAACAAUAGAAAAUUCUAAGCAAUAUUUGCUUCUCCGAACAGAUAUUUUACAGAAAACAGUCGUUGGGCUUCCCCUGGAAUGUGCUCUACAACCUCAUCCCUAGGGCUUUAGGUAGGGGAAAACUUGAUCCCUGGGGGACGAGGAUGGGCAUUCUAUAGUGAAAAGACCCCAGUUCAACUCUUUUAUACAUCAAUAUAAUGGGUAUACGUGUUUUGAAAAACUAGUUAGAUUGUUAGAGUGUUUUAGAAAUGUUUAAGCAGUAUCAUGAGUUUCAUAUAUUUUAGGUUUUGUAAAUAUUUUUAUUGCCUUUGUUAUUAUUUUACGUAAAUUCAUUUCGCAAAAUGACAGAUUUAUCGCCAGUUGUAUCACUUGGCUUUCAUCACUGAUAAGGCUCUAUGAAUUCAAGUGACGUUCAGUAAAAUGUACUGCACAGGUUUUGGUUGUUUCUUCAGCCCAAUACAAAGUAGAUAUGAGCGGUAUAUUAGUUUAGUUCACUGUGAAUGGACAAAAUUCCUCGAUAACAAAGUUAAUUUGCGUCGAUCAAUUUCAGAUGAUGUUUCAUCUCAGAAGUGACCUCAAUCUUUUGUUUGAACCAUGGGAUAUCUCAUCAACAAAAGGUAGAAAAAAUAUUAUGCUUUAAUAUAAUUUUGAUUUAUAAAUUUGAUGCCUUUCAUGGUCUCUGUAAAUCCAGCCUGCGUAGCAACCGUUUCUGCUCGAGUUUGUCGACUUUUCGCAUUAAGGAGCUUCAACAACCACUGCGACGACGGCAAAACGUCCGAAUUCACCGUUAUUUAACAAACUGAACAACAUGAGAGAUUGAUUCACUUUUUGAGAGAAGUAUUCGUUAUCUGCGUCACCGUAAUAACUGGAUCCGAAACGCUGGCUACGUAGGCUGUACAAGAUGAUAAUUCAUAUGUCACUCAAUUGUCAUAUAAAGUGACCAAUACUGGCCCAAAAUCAGUACUGGAUUUCUAAAUAGUGUCUUUACUUAUUACUUCAGCCUCGCUGAGUCAGACCGAACGUGUUUAAAUUGGGAUUGAUUCAGCUCAAAACAACGUGGGUAAUCAUGUAAACAAGCUCUUAUGACUAUUUUGUAAAUUAGUUGAUUCGGUACGCCAGAAGGCGUUAGUGGGUGUUUACACGAGAAAACUCGCACCGGCGCGAGUUUCAUACUGGGAUGACUUUUUGAUUUCGUAUCGCGUUUACAUUAUGACUGGGUCCUUUCAUAUCUCGCUAUUUGAAGGCACACUUCAUGUUGAUAAAAUGUCCACGCGUGAUUCAAAAUCGCAAACAUUACGCAUGCACUUCCCGUUCCAGUCUACCGGCAGACCGAUUUCACACCGAAACAUGUUUCGCGUUUACAUGAUACCGUUUGCCCGAUUUCGUACCCGAGUGAAAUUCCCGCCCCGGUACAACAACCGGGGUGAACUCGCGCCGGGGUAAGUCGUCCUGACAUGACAUUUUGUGGCGGUAUCAUGUAAACAAAUGUAGAACCAUGGGAGGAAACCGGAGUAAACUCGCUCCGGCGCGAAAGUCGCCCCGGUGUUAAGUAAACACCCCUUUAGAAAACAGGCAUAAUUUGGGUGAAAACAUUCCUCUUGGCCAGUCACGGCACAUGAUAGUCUGCAACACAGCAUUUUUAGUGUCGUCACGCAACGCUCCUCCCCAUAAACGGUGUUUCGCUACGACACUAAAAACGGCUGUAGACUACGUACAUGACGAAUGGUUUCCAUUUUUUCUAAAGAAAAUUAUAUCACUUGACCAAGGUCACUUUAAAUUGGCCUUAUUGCGGGCGACAAGAGGAGCCCGCAAUCCUAAUCUCCAUGUUGUUAUUACGCAUGCGUAGCAUGUAUGUAGCCAGCAUUCGUUUGGACUUCCACUAAGAAUGAAUGGAAUGCAGAUGUUAACGCAAUUUGAUCACGUGCAUUUUGACCUUCUAUCACUCGUAAUCUGAUCACGCGUGAAACUUACGCAAAGCACAGCGUUGGAGCAAAAGAUUUUUGACCUUCGAUCGUUGUCGCCCGCACUCCGUAACCUUUGGUUAUUACUAAUAUAUGGUUAAUUUCAUAUUUUUCACCGUUACAGUGUUGGUUGGCUCGUGUAUUGCAGUGCUCUUCAUUUCUAUUUUGUAUGAAGGCCUGAAGAUCUUAAGAGCCAAACUUACCGACAGGCACAAAACUAUGACCAAACGAACUGACGGUGUACAGUUUUCAGGAUCUCGUCAGAGUCUUUGGUAAGCCAGUUAAUAUCCCCCCUCCCCCCCUCAGCGAAGUUGAAUUCUUAUCAAACCUUAAUCUAGAGAAGUAAUGAUACCAUUUCUUUUUUAUGGUGUUGUGUCACAGUGCUAUUGGCAUCCCCAUUUCCAAAACCCUAGUGAUAUGGGCAUCCCAUGUAACCCUAACCCCAACCCUAACACUAACCCUAACCCAAAUCGCUAAGGUAAUAUGAGAAGGGGAUGUCCAUAUCACUACCAGGGGUUUGGGAAUGGGAUGCCCAAAACGUUGGGAUACCCAUAUCAAUGUAACAGCGGGUUUUGCAAUCCUCGACUUUUGGAAAAGCUUGGGCGAAAAUUUGCAUUCGCCAUUUACACAUUUCCCAUAAUAAACCUUGUUUGCCCCCUAAAACUUUGCAUUACCUUUGUUUAUUAUUUCUACUGGGUAUAACAGUUGUCCCAAGAGAAAUAUAAGACAAUGGUUGUGCAACAUUUUGGAGGGCAAACAAUGUGUAUUAUGAGAGAUGGAGAUGUGAGAAUGGCCAGUGUUUCAAAGCAAGAGAUCCUCUUUUGUUCAAAGAUAAGCUGGAGUAAAUCUAAAAUUCUUUUUUAAUAUAGAAAAAAAAUUAUUUUUUUUUAAACUGCUUUAUGGAAGUUGUAACACGCAAAACGGUCAUACAUUUCCUUUAAAAAAAAACGUUAAUGUGGCCAACGGCCACACUUUAAAAUCUCAAACAGUAGAAUCUCUUAUUCUUUCACGCCUUAAUACGGCCACUCCUAGUAAUCUGAGCUUACUGUUUUUAGACUACAGUACACUUAAAAUGCACUUGUGGCGAUUUAUAGCCGAGUUUUAAAAGAAAUUAAUGUACUGAAGGAAAAUUUUAUGUAGUUUUUUCAAUCACUGUACGCGAUAUCUACAUUCCGGUUAGUUAUUAAUGAGAACAGUACGGUGAAUUCGAUGUGCGGUGUAUUUGUUAUUACGGCCCUUAAGUCAUGAAAUUUGAGCCAGCCCCGGUAAUUCGGCCAAUUUUUUUUUUUUUUUGGUCCAUUAGUGACCGUAUUAAUAUUAACGGGGUUCCACUGUAUUUAAUAAUCUAGACAAGCAAGACAGAGAAACCUUUGUAAGUGGAACUCUGUGACGUCAGGAAUCGCAAUGAUAAGAAACGAGGACUGGGUACAAACGGAAGGGAGCUUGGCCGAACUUGGCCGAGUGGUCAGCGCGUCGGACUCGCAAUCCGGCGGUCCUGGGUUCGAGUCCCGCUCUGGCCACUUUCUGGAUUUGUGCUCUGUCGUCCCGAGUUCAAAUUCUCGGCCACGCUUGUAAAUAGUCAACCGGUUGCCUUCUGCCAGUUGGGGUUUUUAAUCCUGUUAUGUUGUAUUUAAAUUAUUUGUUUCGAAAUAUUUGAGUGGAGUGCCUGUAAACUAGCUGGAUAAGCUAAGUACACUUUCCACUAUAAACAAGCCUUUCACAACCAGCUUGCCGAUCACCGACCUGACCAUGUUCAUUUUUUGUAGGAUCACCAUGUGCAGCUCGCAUCACUUGUCACAAACAGUCUUGCAUAUUGUGCAUGUGGCGCUGGGAUACCUACUGAUGCUGGUGGUGAUGACGUAUCAGGUUUAUCUUGGGAUCUCCGUUAUAAUCGGAGCGGGCCUGGGCUACUUUUUCUUCGCUGGCUUCAUCAGUGAUACAGAUCAUCAUAAAGACGAAUCUUGUCCUAACCCCACCCCAGAGAGUCCUGGAAUGAUUUUAAAAUUGACGAAUUUUAACGACCUCGAAAAGAAGCAACAUCAACCGGAGAACACAACUUCGUCUGAUCUUGCUUUUUGCAAUAAGGGUUUUAGCACAGAAAAAAGUAACACAGACAAAUAAUUUUAAAAAAUUAUGCAGCACAAGAAAUUAAAGUAUGAAUCGUAUGAAGCCGAAAUGCGCUUGACUUUCCUUUACAAUAUUUUCUUUAAAAUGUUUAAUAGAACUAUAACAGGCGGCUUUUAGUUAAAAACAGCGUCGUAACAUAAUUUUAAGAACGGUCUUGAAGAAGUCCAGGGGUCCUUACCUUUUGCACAAACCAACAACUAAAUUUGAUCUUGAAGUGUAAGAACUCUCCACAAAGCAUAAUCCAAAUAAACUGAAUCGUUAGUAGACUAGAGAGAUUAUAGAAAUUGCAUCGCCUCACUGAAACUAACAGCUCAUACUUUUAGAAGCUUCCCAAACGGAAUGACUCGAACCAUUUGAUUUUCCAAUAGGAAUUUCCGGUUUCCCCGUGUCAAUGGUAAGUACCCCAGGCUGUCAAUUUUACGCCGGCUAGUGUGUGGAUCCUUGAGGUUUCUUAUGGUUAAGCGUUCAGACUUUUUUCCUUGCUCUUUGGUGAGGGCGUGUUCGUGAUGCUUGCCGUUCUCCGGCUAAAACGCAACCGUUUCUCAGGAUCUUACGCUUAGAUCACGCUUACCGUGACAGAUGGAGAAUGAGCAGGAACCAGGCUAGAUCUGCGUAGUAAGCGUUUCCAAUUAAGUUAUUGCGGUAAGAGCGGGAGCCUCUUUUUUGCUCGUCUCAACUUUCUCGACGAACUCGCGCGAAACGCUUGCUACGCAGGCUAGAACCAGGCAAGUUUCUUAGUCAACGGCACAAACGGUUUACAAUAAGCACAAAAAUGUAAAGGUAAGCUAUAAACAUACGGUGACGAACCAAGGGUGUUUCUUCAUGGAACGGAUAGACAGAUAUCUCAG
Molecule: messenger RNA, 8843 nt
Organism: Porites lobata
Lineage: Eukaryota; Metazoa; Cnidaria; Anthozoa; Scleractinia; Poritidae
Source: the annotation of a GenBank genome assembly